Molecule: messenger RNA, 1515 nt
Organism: Halteromyces radiatus
Lineage: Eukaryota; Fungi; Mucoromycota; Mucoromycetes; Mucorales; Cunninghamellaceae
Exons: 4
Coding region: 27-1439 (470 amino acids)
Biological process (GO): positive regulation of transcription by RNA polymerase II
Cellular component (GO): RNA polymerase II transcription regulator complex
Molecular function (GO): DNA-binding transcription factor activity; protein dimerization activity
Source: RefSeq, a predicted model, not a curated record
CAUUUCCUUUCAUUUUUUUUUAUUUGAUGGGAUCUACGGAUAAAUCCAGUUCAAAUAAUAUUCCUCAUCCUAGACGUCAUUCAGCUAUGUUGGGUACUGCUUCUUUUGAUCUUUCUUCUACUAAUACUUUUACUUUUGGACCUGUUUCAUACUCCUCUGUCGCUGGUAAUUAUAACAAAGUAGAACCAUGUGAUGAUAUGUUCAAUAGCGAUAAAAGAUCAGCACAUAAUGCUUUAGAAAGACAACGUCGUGAAGGCUUGAACACAAAAUUCCAACAAUUAGCUCAUGCUUUACCAGGCUUACAAAAUGUCCGUCGACCUAGUAAAAGUAUGAUUGUCGCCAAAUCUUUAGAGUUUGUGACAAAAUCAGUUCAACGAGAUGCUUCUUAUCAAAAUAAGAUUCGACAGUUACGUAAAGAACAUGAUACUUUGCGUAAACACACUGAACGAUCUCAACAGCAAUUAAGAAAAAGAAUGAACGCUGAAGAAGUGACUAAUGUCUCAAAAGGAAAACCAAAUACUGAACCUGAUAUUCAUCGUUCGCCUAUACUACAGCCAACAACAAAGAGACAUAAAUCUCGUUCAUCACCACCAUUACCGUCUACCAUAUCCUCAUCCAAAGUCAUGACAUCUAAAGCGACAUCCAUAUCUACCUCAACAGCUCCAGUCAAGAAAGGGUCUACGCUUCAUAAAUUUGUUCAUCAUCAUAUACCUUGUUCUGAUAAUGAUGUGAAAACAAAUGUUGGUGGAUCAUCUACUGAAAAAAGAUCACCCAACAAAAUGGAAGGACAACUUUCUUCAACUCGUUCAACUAAUGAAAACAAUACAAGUAACAGCAUUUUGAAAAGAUCAGCCAAAGUAUCAGAACCCAUCACAUCUACAGUUAUUAGUACAAGUAUUGGAAAUACUGAUAUGCUUGUGACUGUGCCACCUUGUCAACAAGAACGUCCUCAUCAACACAGUCAUCAGCAUACACAUUUAGAUUCAUCAAUGUCAUCUCCAAUGGACGCGGUAUUGACUACGUAUCCUAUUCACGAUCAUCAUCAUCAUCAUCAAAGUUGGCCACCAUUGGAUCUUUCAGCAUUACAACCACCACAAGCUAUGACUUGCCUUUCUCCACAAGAUGAUCCUUAUUAUUCACCAGAUACUCUUCAUCAACUAUUACAAGGUACCCAUUCUUCUUCUUCUUCUUCUUCUUCUUCUGAACCUCCUUCAGUUCAUUCUUUUAUUGUGAAUUCUCAAGCACAACGAUAUUCUGCGCCAUCUUCUCUUAUGCCUGCAAAUUUGACCACUCUCCCCUCAAAUACUACGUUUGCUCCUUCAACCACUCCUUUUGAUUCUUCUCAUUUAUCUACAUAUACGAUGCCAUAUCCAAUCAUGUAUCCUCAACGCACUCUUUCCACUCCAGAGUCAUCGACAUUAUCUUAUUUCUGGAAAUAAGAUUUUUUUUUACCCCUUUAGUACUCGUUUUGAUUUAUGCCCUAUACUAUGUCUUCCUUUUUUUUUUUUCUCGUUC